AUGGCUACGCAAGACCGUGACGAGAAGCGAGGCAGCGAGGAGAUGGCGGACGAGAUGUUUGUUGAGAAGAUCGAUCAGAGGCCGACUGUAAGCACAUAUACAGAAGAUGCUGCGAUGACAAGACGGAUUCUUUUGAAACUUGAUCUCAGGAUUCUUCCUGUUCUUGCACUCCUAUUUCUUUGCUCCUUUCUAGACCGCACGAAUGUCGGUAACGCAAAGCCAUAUGGUUUGGAGAAGACUCUGGGAAUGACCGAUCGUCAAUACGAUACUGGGUUGGCUGUGUAUUAUGCCACUUACAUUGCGAGCGAAAUACCAAGUAACCUUAUCCUGAAGAAAGUGUCACCCAAGAUAUGGCUUCCUGCUCUCACUGUGAUGUGGGGACUGGUGACAAUGUGUCUUGGUUUCGUUCGAAAUUAUCCUGGCUUUGUUGUUGUACGAGCAGUAUUGGGUAUCACAGAAGGUGGACUUUUGCCAGGUAUCGUCUUAUAUCUGUCUUCUAUGUACACUCGUGGCGAGAUGGCCCUUCGCUUGGGAUUAUUUUACACAGCGGCAUCAUUGAGCGGUGCUUUUGGUGGUCUUCUCGCGAGAGGACUCACAUCAAUUGGAGAUGUAGGGGGACAAGCAAAAUGGACCUGGAUUUUUAUUAUUGAAGGGCUUAUAACAAUGCUUGUUGGGACAAUAUCAUACUUCCUACUACCAAACAACGUCGAUACUGCAUCGUUUCUGCGUGAAGAUGAACGCAUCUUUGCGAGAGCCCGUCUCCAUCUGGAUGUCCCAUCCCGAUUAGCCCAAGACGGAAACCCUUCUCAACAUGAGUCGUUUCAAUGGUCCGAGGUUAUGCGAGGCCUCUUCAACAUCUCGACCUGGUUAUCCGCAUCUGCAUACUUUGGUAUCCUAGCAGGACUUUAUUCCUUCGGUCUAUUCCUUCCAACAAUCAUCGUCGAACUCGGCUACACAGCCAACGAAGCACAACUCUGGUCCGUCAUUCCCUACGCAGUAGCCUCAGUCAUCACAGUCGUUAUUUCCAUCCUCUCCGACCGUCUCAAACUUCGAGGAGUGAUCAUGCUUUUCGUUCUCAUCCCCGCAAUCAUUGGAUACGCAGUGAUCGCCAACAUAAGCGCUUCGCACCCCAAGGUCAAGUAUGGAAUGACAUUCUUGAUGGCCACAGGGAUGUACGCAAGCGUUCCAUGUGUGUUAGUCUGGAACUCCAAUAAUUGUGCGGGCCACUACAAACGAGCCACGACGACGGCGCUUCAAUUGGCAAUCGCAAACAGUGGAGGUUUCGUCGCGACGUUUAUUUACCCCGCCAAAGAUAAGCCAAAUUUUCACAAGGGACAUACUGUUGUGCUUGGACUUCUGGUAUCUGCUUGGUUUCUGGUGCUGCUCAAUGUACUUUAUUGCGCAAAAGUCAACAAAGACAAAGAAAAUGGCAAGUACGAUGAAUUCAUUGGGUGCGGAGAUGAUCGAGAUCCAGAUUUCAAGAUGGUUCUAUAA
This is a messenger RNA of Glarea lozoyensis ATCC 20868, 1494 nucleotides long. RefSeq names its product MFS general substrate transporter. Bases 1 to 1494 code for a protein of 497 amino acids. The record is from RefSeq and is a predicted model, not a curated record. Gene Ontology annotation, molecular function: transmembrane transporter activity. The transcript is spliced from 6 exons. Gene Ontology annotation, biological process: transmembrane transport. Gene Ontology annotation, cellular component: membrane. Lineage: Eukaryota; Fungi; Ascomycota; Leotiomycetes; Helotiales; Helotiaceae.